UUUGGCAAAAUGGCUGAAAUAGACUCUGCAAUGGAAGAAAAGUUACUUGGUGAUGACCAGAAUGCAGAAGGAAAAAAAGAAGGAGAUACAAUGGACACAUCAGAAAAUUCAGGAGAGUCAGAGCUGGUGGAGGUGAAGAAGGCAGAUGAUGAAGAGCCAGAGGAAGAGGAGGAUGCCGAAGGAAAAGAAAAACCAGCUGAGAAAAGAGAGGAAGAAAACACAUUACUGACAAAUGCUAUCAAGGGACCCAUCAGGCUGUCUGUUGUUUUGAUCAAGGAUCUGUCCAAUCAUGACCUGCAUCAGGUGUUACACAGGUGUUCUAAGGCCACUCUGGAAAUGGAAAGGAGGCGAGGGGUUUUGACUUUGUGGUUUGACCCAUGGAGAUCAAUUGGAGCCCUUGCUAUUCUCAAGAAACUGGCUAAACUGCAACUGUCUGGAGAAGACUUUAAAAUGGAAUGUCCAAAAGCAUUAGCAUCAAUGCUGGGAACACAGAAGAUAAAAGAAAAGUAUCCAGAUUCAAAAUUUGGAAAUAAAAAUAAAACUCUGUAUGUUCAUGACGUACCACCUGAAACGUCUGAAGAGAUUUUACGGGUCAUGUUUCCCGAUGUUUCUAGUGUCAACCUACCGGUCGAUAAAGAGGGGAAGAAACUAGGGGUAGCCAUUUUGGAUUUUGUGUCUGGAAAGGAUUGUAAUGCAGCAUUGGAAAGAAAUCCCGAAAUCCAGAUCUUGGACACUAACUGUACUGUUGAUUGGUACUUCCCAGCUCCUGAGGAUGUGGAAGAGCCAAAAGAAAGACAGAAGAAGCAACACAGAGACCAGACCAGUGGCUGGAGGAAAAGGAACCGUGGGGGAGGGUAUGGGGGGAACUUCAGAGGAGCCAUGGGGGGUGGAGGAGGCGGCGGCGGUGGUGGUGGGGGCGGCGGCGGGGGUGGAUUUGGUGGUGGUUUUGGUGGCUUCCCUGGAAACAGAGGACGCGGGAACCACAUGGGCCAUGGGGGCUUCAACAACAACAAGAGAUACAUUGCAAAGCAGGAACACAUGAAUCAAAUGUUGAUGAACCAAAUGCAGAAUUUGGCAUCAAUGGUCCAGGGAGGAGGUGGCCCCGGGGGAUUUAGCGACCAGGGGGGCUACGGUCCAGGUGGCCAAGGGGUGGAUGAUUUUGAUCAAGGAUUUCGUGACAACUUUGAAAACUAUCAGUCUGGUUAUUAUGAUGAUGACUAUUCAGCUCCAAACAAAAGAAUGAAAGAUGUGCUACGGACCUGGUUUAACCUGAGCAUAGCCUGGUCACAAUAUGCAUACACAAAGCCAGUAAUUAUACAGCAUGCAACAGAUAAUACAGAAUUCCACAAAAUAUGUGAAAAAGAUCCAAUGUUACAAAAAUAUGGGUCCAAAAAGAUAAGAUUAAGUUCUGCCAAUACCCACUCUUAUGAUAAAAGGGACGUAACUCUAAAGUAUUAUGUGGAACAUGUGAUGAAGCCCCAGACUCUAGACAUGUUGGGAAAUGAAACAUUUUACUGGUUUGGAGACAAUAAUUAUACAGAAUGGGAAGAGUUAUUCAAGCAGUACAACCCUCCCCCAUACAAAUUACCAAGAAUGACCGGAGCUUACAGCUUUGGAGUGGCAGGAGCAGGCACAGGUGUACCUUUCCAUUUCCAUGGGCCAGGAUUUGGGGAAGUUAUUUUUGGUAGAAAAAGAUGGUUCCUUUAUCCUCCUGAGAAGACCCCCUCUUUUCACCCCAACAGGACAACACUGCAGUGGCUAAUGGAGGACUACCCUAAACUACAUCCUCAGGACUUUCCAUUAGAUUGUACAAUCAACCAAGGGGAGAUAAUUUAUUUCCCAGAUAGGUGGUGGCAUGGUACCUUAAAUAUUGACACAAGUGUUUUUAUAUCAACAUUUUUAGGUUAAUAAUAAAUCUAUUUAUUUUAAA
Molecule: messenger RNA, 1930 nt
Organism: Magallana angulata
Lineage: Eukaryota; Metazoa; Mollusca; Bivalvia; Ostreida; Ostreidae
Product: RNA-binding protein cabeza-like
Exons: 20
Coding region: 10-1908 (632 amino acids)
Cellular component (GO): cytoplasm
Molecular function (GO): RNA binding
Source: RefSeq, a predicted model, not a curated record